GGCCGCUCUCGCGAGCAUUACCAACUGCUCGCCCACCGGGCAGCGACGGCUAUCAACGGCGGUUCUUCUGCUGACGACAGAACCCAUCUCGGAACUGGUGAUGCGACUUAGGACUGCGUGCUCGACGUGAAGUGCUCCUUUCUUUCCCUUUGUCUCGGUACAUAGGUCAACCAUGUGUUCGUCGAGUAAUAAUUGCGUGGUAAGCCAAUGCCGCCUGCGGGUAUCGAAUUCGCUGCGCUUACUGUCAGUUCUUACGUGUUUACUGGGAUUCGUGGGAUACUCUGCUACCUUCAAUGUUGACACCGAGCACAUGGUGCGCUUCCGCGGAAGUCGCGGCUCCAUGUUCGGAUUUACCGUCGCCGAGCACCAAGAUAUCCAAGGCAACGCGGUGCUGGUGGGCGCUCCCGCCGACGACACCUCGCGGUACCAGCCGGGGGUGGUGAGGGGUGGCGCCGUCUACCGCUGCGACGUGCGCGCUGACGACUACUGCCAGCAGAUGCCCUUCGACAGGAACGGCAACCAGAGGAACUACUCGGGCUAUGACGUCGAGAACAAAUCGUACCAGUGGUUCGGUGCCACGCUGCAGACUUCAGGGAACGGCAAUGUUGUUGCGUGCGCGCCCCGCUACGUGAACCUGCCCUGGACGUCGGUGGGCCCCAGCGUGGACCCAGUGGGGACCUGCUACGUGGCGAGCGACAACUUCCGCCGCAUCACCGAGUACGCACCCUGUCGCGGUGGUGCCACUGGCCACCACCAACUGGGCUCCUGUCAAGCUGGAUUCAGCGCCUGCCUCUCCAAGGAAGGAGACCGCUUGUUCAUGGGAGCACCAGGAAGCUGGUACUGGCAAGGACAGGUGUAUUCACAGAGUUUGCAUGACAAACCUGACAUUUCUAAAACAACUGAAGGACCAGUGAUAUUGGACAACUCAUACCUUGGAUACUCAAUGGCAGCUGGGGACUUCACUGGAGAUGGCAGCAGUGGUACUGCUGUUGGUAUGCCUCGAGGUGGUAGACUCUUUGGCAAGGUCAUUCUGUAUACAGAAACUCUGGAUGUUGUUCGUGAAUUUACUGGAGAGCAAUUGGGUGCUUAUUUUGGAUAUGCAAUUUGCAUUGCUGAUAUGAAUGGAGACAACACUGAUGAUAUUGUGAUUGGAGCACCACUUUACACUCUUCCUAACAAUGAAGGAAAAUAUGAAACAGGACGCAUAUACGUUAUUUACCAAGAAGCAGGAAUGAACAGAUUUACCAAAAACCAUUGGCGUGAUGGUGUGAAUUCCAAGUCAAGAUUUGGUUUGUCUCUAGCAUCAAUUGGAGACAUUAAUAAAGAUGGAUAUGGAGAUAUUGCUGUUGGUGCUCCAUAUGAUGGUCCCAGAGGUGGUGGAGCUGUUUAUAUUUAUCAUGGAUCAAAUGCUGGCAUUAUGAAAGAAACUUCUCAGGUGAUAUAUGGUGAAAACAUAUACAAUGGAAUCACAACAUUUGGGUUUUCUGUUACUGGUGGGGUAGACCUUGACAACAAUCAGUAUCCUGAUAUUGCUGUUGGUGCUUAUGAUGCUGACGUGGCUCUUUUCUUCAAGUCAAGACCAGUAAUAGUGAUGGAUGCCAGAGUAACGCUUGGUCCUGAGUCUAAGGUUAUAAGCCUUGAGGAGAAUAAUUGUACAUUAAGAGAUGGUACCAUGACCACGUGCACAACUGUUACAAUGUGCUUUAAAUAUAGUGGCAUUGGUGUUGAUCCUCAGCAUGAAUUUGAAGUUCAGUUAGUACUGGAUGCCAAAAAACCGAAAAGUCCAAGAUUGUUCUUUCAUCGAAAUGAAGGUAUAAAUUCAAAGAAUUUCACACUGACUCUCAGCAGAAAUUCUGAAUACUGCAGAAGUCAUUCAGUCUACAUUCGGCCUGGAAUAAGAGAUAAAUUAUCACCUCUUGAGGCAGUGAUAAAAUAUGAUACAAAAUAUAGCAGAGAGAGAGUUCAGCGGUCACUGACACCAGUUCUCGACCAGAGAAAGCCACUAUCAGAACAUGAUGCAAUCAACAUACAGAAAAACUGUGGUGCUGAUAAUAUAUGCAUACCUGAUCUUGUGCUGGAAACAGAUCCGGCUGUAACAAGAUAUUUUCUAGGAUCAGGAGAGAAACUUGAAAUAGAAGUCAAAGUAAUAAAUAUGGGAGAAGAUUCAUUUGAAACAAUGUAUAACUUGAAAAUUCCACCUGGUUUACAUUACACUAAAAUUGAGAGAUUGGAUGACAAUGAACAAGAAAUUCCAGUACUAUGUUCUGCCCCUUCCACACAAAAUAAUAAUACCUUAAAGUGUGAUAUUGGUAAUCCUUUGCCAAGAAAUAAGCAGUUGCACUACAAAGUUGUUCUGGAGCCAUUCUACAAAGAGAAUUUGAAACCACAGUAUGAAUUUGUAACAGAAAUAAAUAGCACCAACCCAGAAAAUGCUAGUUCCUUGGAAGACAAUGUAAAACGUUUCAGUGUACCUAUCUCCAUAAAAACAGACAUCUCAGUCAUGGGAGCAUCAAAUCCACAAGAAUUAUAUUAUAAUGCAACAGCCUACAGUGCUGUCAAUAUAACUCGUGAGUCAGAGAUUGGACCCCAGGUGACACAUACAUACACAAUAGUCAAUCAAGGACCAUCUGACAUUGUGGAAGCUGAAGUGUAUGUCCUUUGGCCAAUGUACACACUUGCAGGUGAUCCCUUCUUUUAUGUACUGGAACAACCUGACGUCAGUGGUCCUAUUGUCUGCGACAAGCUGGUAGAUGCAAAUCCUUUUACUUUAAAGAUUGAACAGAGAGGAAAAGGUCUGGAAGGAUCAAUCCACUCUACUCAGCAAGGAAACAUAGGUGCAGGAGGAAGUUCUGUAUCAAAAACCACAUCAGAAGUAACAGUUGGCGGCAGAUCUACCAUCACUGAAACACACCGUGUAACAUCUAGUAACACUACAUAUCACCAAAUAGCAGGUGCAGACACAACGCUUGUAGAACACAAAGCAGAGGGUGGAAUUUUCUCAGAUGAUAAAUUGUCAACAGGGCAAUCGUCAUCGACUGUAAGUGAAGGAGGUGAUCUAACAUAUAAACAGCAGUUCGAAAAGGGACACGGUGGUGGUGAAGGAUACAACAUUACUUAUUAUUAUGGACCAGACAAUGAAACUAGCACAGGAAGAAGGAUCUAUACUUAUCGAAACUAUACAGUUACUUGGGAUGAAAGUGGAAAGCCUACACGACAUUAUAGCAACUACAGCUUUUCUACUUCUGAAGACAGUGAACGAGCUUUCAGUCUUGUGGAAACAGGUGCUAUGGGUGCUGGAAUCAAUAAAUCAGUUGAAAGUUAUGAGUCAUCACAAGUACAUCAUCGUACGUCUCCUAAUACAUCUCAGUUCAGUAGUACUGCACAUGUGGUGACUGAUCAUGGUAUUGUGCAGCCCGUUGCAAAAGAAGGUGGCAUUCGCUUUGUACCUGCUCCCGGUUUUGGAGGUGAUGAGACUUCAGAUACCUUACAUGUUGAAGAACACCUCUUUCCUGGAUCUGUCACUUCUGAUGGUCAGUUGAAACAUUAUUGGAUUUCAGGCGAACCAAACACUGUUAGUCAGUCAGGAACACACAGGACACUGAACGACAUUAGCAGAGGCACUGCCUCACAGCAUCAUUCAUCAGGUUCAGCACAGAGUGCACAUUCCCACCUUGCCAGCAGUACUGAGGAUAUUGGAAGUGGUGUCAGAAAAUAUAGUUCUCAACAAUGGAGUCAUAGCCAGUCUUAUCCCAGUGCCACAGAAGAGAGGCAUUAUGAAAGUGUGGAUGGAGAAACAGAAUAUGAGUAUGAGGAGGAAGAUGAGUACUAUGAAGAAACAGAUAGCAUGAAUGCUGAUAAUUCUAGGCAUUCAGCCAAUUUGCAGCAAUCCAAAGGAAAAACAGAUAAAUUUAAACUUUACGAUAGAUUCAGAAGGGAUGUUGCAACCGACAAUGACUUUCAACAACUGAUACAGUGCAAUUCUACAAAAUGUAUUCGUCUCAGAUGUGUUGUUAAGAAAUUUAUCAAAGAUCAGGAAAUAAACAUUCAGAUACGUUCACGAGCAUGGGUGCAAACACUUAAAAAGGUUGCCUCAAAUAAGCCACUUCGGGUGUCAUCACUCUUGGCAAUGCAGGUGACACAACUGCCUUAUAUUGGAAAGCCUUAUUACCCAGUGAUCAGAAGUGAGGAAGUUUUCACAGAUGCCAUCUCAACAGACGUGCCUGUAAAGCCUGAUAUUGUCCCUUUAUGGGUUGUUGUUCUCUCUGCAUGUGCAGGAGUGCUGAUACUUUUGUUAUUAGUACUGCUGCUGUGGAAGUGUGGGUUCUUCAAGAGGAACAGACCAUCUGAUGCAGCAGAAAAAGAGCCUUUAAAUCGCAAUGGCAGUUACUGAAGACUGUGAAUGGAAGAUUAAUGGGAAACUGCUGUGUGCAAGUUCACUAAGACUGAAUAAUUAGCACAUAGUUCAAUGAAUUACAUGAACAAUGGGAAUACAGCUCUCUCUGUACUUUUAAUCUGUAUAAUUUUGUGGACUGAAUGUAAAAUUUGUGGACUCUA
This is a messenger RNA of Schistocerca americana (American grasshopper), 4554 nucleotides long. Its product is annotated as integrin alpha-PS2-like. Gene Ontology annotation, cellular component: integrin complex; external side of plasma membrane. Lineage: Eukaryota; Metazoa; Arthropoda; Insecta; Orthoptera; Acrididae. Gene Ontology annotation, biological process: cell-cell adhesion; cell-matrix adhesion; cell adhesion mediated by integrin. The transcript is spliced from 20 exons. Gene Ontology annotation, molecular function: integrin binding. The record is from RefSeq and is a predicted model, not a curated record. The coding region runs from base 173 to 4390 and encodes 1405 amino acids.